GCUACACAGUCACGGGUCAGAUCCGAUUCAGAUCUCGCGCACAGCACGCGAGCCGAGGGGGACAAAUAGUAGGAUUUCCAGAGAGACAGAAACAAACGGAGACGCAGAGAAACCCUUUCCACCCAGAUUCGUUCGGUUCGGUUCGGUUCCGACCACGCGGGCGCGGGAGAGAGUGGGGAGAUGAGCGCGGCUGCGGAGGACGCGGCUGCGGCCGAAGGGGGAUCCGGAGGCGGGAGCAGCGGCGCGGGGUCGUCGGAAGGGGGCGCGCGGCGCCGGUUCGACGACAAGGGCCUCGUCGCCCGCACCUCGCUCAUCCUGUGGCACACGCACCAGAACGACGUCGGCGCCGUGCGGAAGCUGCUGGAGGAGGACGCCGCGCUCGUCAACGCCCGGGACUACGACAGCCGCACGCCGCUCCACGUCGCCGCGCUCCACGGCUGGCACGACGUCGCCGAGUGCCUCGUCGCCAACGGCGCCGACGUCAACGCCCAGGACCGCUGGCAGAACACGCCACUAGCUGAUGCGGAGGGCGCAAAGAGGCAGCCCAUGAUUGAGCUGCUCAAGGAGCACGGUGGAUUGACAUAUGUAUUCCAAUUCCACCUGUCACUGUAUGGUAUGGAUUUAGUGGGGGAAAACUGGAAGCCAUUUUGAACCAAAGACGAUUCCACCACCUCUAACAAAUAAGGCUGACUGGGAGAUUAACCCACUUGAAUUGGACUUCACAAAAGCAACUGUUAUCGGAAAGGGCUCUUUCGGUGAAAUUCUGAAAGCAAAUUGGCGAGGAACACCUAUUGCUGUCAAGCGCAUUCUUCCAUCCUUAUCUGAUGACAGGCUGGUGAUCCAAGAUUUUAAGCAUGAAGUCAACUUGCUAAUAAAGCUGAGACAUCCAAAUGUUGUCCAGUUCCUUGGAGCAGUUACAGAAACCAAGCCUCUAAUGCUAAUUACUGAGUUUCUACGAGGAGGUGAUCUUCAUCAAUAUCUGAAGGACAAAGGUGCACUCAACCCACUUACCGCUGUUAAUUUUGCACUGGAUAUUGCAAGAGGAAUGGCAUAUCUUCAUAAUGAGCCUAAUGUUGUGAUUCACCGAGAUUUAAAACCAAGAAACAUUCUUCUGGUGAAUUCUGCUGCCAACCACUUGAAGGUUGGAGACUUCGGCCUUAGCAAGAUCAUCAAAGCGCAGCAUGCGAAUGAUGUAUACAAGAUGACUGGAGAGACAGGAAGCUAUCGGUACAUGGCCCCUGAAGUUUUCAAGCACCGGAAAUAUGACAAGAAAGUUGAUAUCUUCUCUUUUGCCAUGAUUCUAUAUGAGAUGCUGGAAGGUGAUUCACCCUUCUCCAACUACGAACCUUAUGAGGCUGCUAAGUACGUGGCAGAUGGGCAUCGUCCGGUUUUCCGUAAAAAUCAUACCACUGAGUUGAAGGAUUUGGUUGAGCUAUGUUGGUCUGGGGACAUCAGUCUGAGGCCAUCUUUCUUGGAGAUCCUCAAGAGGCUUGAGAAGCUCAAGGAGCAUUAUUCACACGAGAACCACUGGCAUUUGUUCCAGUAGCAGUGCGUAUAUUUUUUUACUAUGACUGUUGUCAUGAUUGGGGAUUUCUCGGGAGAUCUGACAUUGAUGAAUGUACAAAAUUGGGUGCCUCUAGAAAGGUCCACUGAGACUGAAAAUCUUCUUGCUGUUUUACGUUUAUGCUAUUUCUGGUAAAAAAAACAGAAGCUUUCUUUGUACCACAUCCUCUACAACUUUGUCUUUAGGCUUCUCUCCGUAAAUGAUGGAAAAUCUUGAACUAUGUUCUGCAGCAUUUAGGUUGAUGUGGUGUUCUAUAUAGAUCGGUUGAUUUUCUUUUUCUA
This is a messenger RNA of Zea mays, 1845 nucleotides long. RefSeq lists its product as uncharacterized. The record is from RefSeq and is a predicted model, not a curated record. Gene Ontology annotation, biological process: protein phosphorylation. NCBI's taxonomy places the organism in Eukaryota, Viridiplantae, Streptophyta, Magnoliopsida, Poales, Poaceae. The coding region runs from base 935 to 1546 and encodes 203 amino acids. The transcript has 12 exons. Gene Ontology annotation, molecular function: ATP binding; protein serine/threonine kinase activity; protein binding.